AUGCCGUCAAUGGCUGCGGCCAUGACAGAGGCUGGAUCCUGGGAUAGCAGCUGGAAAAGCCCAGAACAGAUGCGCGAUCCCGUGACCCCAGAGGCCAAAGAGUCCUUCGGGAAUGUUGGCGGGCUUAAGGACAUGAAAAGAACAGCCAUGGGGGGAGCGCUUGGCCUUCACAAGAACAAGCCAGAUGAGGGCUUCAUGCGAGCUGCAAUGGCUGCGAGUGAGUUUCCAAAGUACUUCCACCACACUAAUUCGCACCGAAUCGGUGGAACACAUCGCCGCGGGUACUUGCCAAUGACGUCUGCCCAGGCAAUAGCUAUUUCGAGGAGCGACAGGGUGCCAUGCGCUGUCCCAUGGCUGGAAGGAAGAUACCAUACGCUGAAGCAGCUUCUCGCGCAGACGCAGUUGGUGGCUUCAGUGGAGGAUCCAUACAGGUUUGCAGAGCUGGUUCGAGCAGAGGAGCUGUCAAAUUUCUUGAACCGUUCCGACAAUUCCGUCAUCUCGCGGGAGGAAAUCUCCAAGUUGGGAGAAGCCCUGGCCGCGACUCUAAAUGCAGGACGUGGAGCCCGCACAGACUACACUGCACCACUGAAGCACUCUGAGGAGAAGGUGUCGCUGGCCCUCUCUGAUGGCAUCGGCAUGACUCAGCAGGCCAUGAAUGAUGUGGUGGCAUACGCAUUUCGCUGUCGCGCCACCACAUUCUUGAUGCUUUGA
Messenger RNA from Symbiodinium natans, 711 nucleotides. The record is from the annotation of a GenBank genome assembly. Lineage: Eukaryota; Dinophyceae; Suessiales; Symbiodiniaceae.